GACGCGGAGAAGACAAGGGCGAGAGGAAAAAACCUUAAAGUAAAAAGAAUCGUCAUGUUCUAAAUCUAUAUUUUUUCAUAAAACAUUAAAGGAACAUGUCAGUUCGGAUUUAUUUUUUAAAAAUAAUCGCGUCGUUAUAAAUAACGAAUGCAUUCGUUUACUUACUUAUUUUAAAUCAUAUUGUCUAUAUUUACUUUAAAUAUGUAUUAAAUGAGUGGAAUUACGUUAUAAAUGCGCAUGAUUUAGCGUCACAAUGUUCCGGCAAAAGCUCGAACAAUGCGUCACGGAGAGUUCAACAAAAAAAAGGCCGAUCGCGUUUUUCCCUUUAAUGGAAAUAUUUUAUACAUAUAUGACGUUAUAUAUGCAGCUCUACAUGUUUUAAUCUUUGUAAAUUUGCGAUUGUGCUGUACCGUGAACAACCACGACUCCCAAUUUGAACAGCUUUAUUAAACAUAUCGAUUUAUGCAGAGGGAUAUUACAUCAUUGUGGCGCUAGAUAUGUUUGAAUCGAUAACAAAUAAAUACAACGAAAUCAAAUGCGUAUAUUCACGGCGAAAUGGAGACAAAGAAAACGAACUUUUAAGUGACGGAGGAUAUUUUUUAUGCUCUUGUUUCCGAUAUAGCUGGCGUAGAUUUGACGUCCGUCCUGGUGUUUCCCCUCACAGAUGACUUUUUGCAUUAUUCUAAGGCCGUCCAUCCUCGCAACUCGGCUCUAUUGUUAUGAUAAUACUAUUGUGAUUUUAACACUCGAUGUGCAAUCUGUCGAUCCUCUUUGUAAUGGCGACUGCUUUAUUUUACUUUUCGCUUAUAUCAUUUGUGUUCUCUCGUUUGGCCUGACCUUUUCUAAGCUUUUUAAAAUGCGAAUGAAAAGCUUAAGUUGAAUAGCAUACAAAACGAAGCAACACAGUUGUGAUAUUUCUAUUUUUCUCGCUUCUGAACGAGGCCAACGUCUCAAGUCUAGGGGUAAAAUGAUAUGAUUGGGACUUAGCUUUUAUUCACGUGUGAUUGUUUUUAUUAGUGGUAACAGUUAAAGAAUAGGACAUAGAUUCUUCAAGUUUAAUGAACGUUAAGAAACGUGAUCUUGAGAUGAGGGGUGUCUUCAAUACACACACACACACACAUACACUCAGACACACACACACACUCAAGUCAUUCCACUUCAAUCAUAUCAGAUAAAGUCUUCACUUUGUACAUUAUUUGUUAUUGUCUGAGUCGAAAACACCCUAUGACUAUCGAUAAGAGGGUGAGAAUGUGUGUGUGUAGGUGUGUGUGAGUGUGUGUGGUGGUGGGUGGGUGUGGAGUCUGAAUUUAAAUCCCAAUAUUUGUGAUGUGUUUUCUGAAAAGCCACCUAUAUGUGUAAAAAAAACCCAACUGUUUAUGGUUAAAAUCUUGACAUUAAUCCUCCAUCUUAACCGUCAUGUUGUGGCACAACAAUGAAAAUACACCUCAUCAGUGUUUAUUGAGACAAAACCGCAUUUUCCAGCACGAGAGAAAAACCCAAAAGCAGCGGCCGCACAAUAUUUAUUUUAAUUCGUGGAUAAGGUGUGAGGAAAUUGUGUUUCUUGAAUUGUAUUUGCUAAACGUUGCAGCGACGGUGAUGCUAGGUGAGUGACGGUCGUGGAUGAAAUCGAGGUUAUAUUGAGAAGAAUGAAUCCAUUUUAGUGUCAGGGAAUAAAAAUCGGAAGCCCAAAUAAUUCCGCUGAUUAUGAACAUGAGGAAAAUCGGUCCCAACAUGUGAGGAGUUGCCGUUUGACCGAUGAUAAAUACAGAUACUGAAUAUUUCAUCCAUAAUAAAGCUCUUAUGUAAAUCAUUCAUAAUUCACAGCCACUCCCCCGGAUAUAUAUCCACAAACAUGCGCCGGCUGUACCAUAACCACGUCGUGAUGCCCUCAGGUGUUUGCCAGCGGUUGUUGUUCCCACUGUAAUAUGUAGUUAGCCCUCUCAACAAUUUACCCUGUCAGUGCUAAUGGGUCAAUUAUCCAAUGUGGUAACCCCCCCAGGCCGAAUGAGAGCCAAAAUCUCCUCAACUCCAAACUUGUCUUUAUGACAUUUAUAUGACAAAAUAUGGGGGGGAACUCGGGGCCCAUCUGACACCUCUGCAGGUCCUUAAUGUCGGCCCCUCCCUCUGCAGACCCCCUCUCUGCCCUAGGGUGCGGCACAGAGCAGGAACUGUAAUACAUCAUGUACAGGCGAAGUAAAGGCCUGGUCCGGGGCACUCUGCACUCCUUGUCCAUCUCUGUGUAACUUUAUUUGGAGUCAAACACGCGCACGCCUCAAACUCUUAACUUGACCUCUGUCUUCCUUCACCCCAUUUGCCGCUCAUAAGUCCGUCUGUCUUUGUCUCUGCUGUCCAUCUUGCAUCCCCAAGGAGGCAAUAACCUCCCAAGCAAGUGCUUCCCCUUGAGCUGUUGUCAUAGUAACUUGUGGGCUGGUCGACAUGACAACCCCACCAUGGUCCAGAGAUAGAUGAUAGGCCAGAAAUGGAGAUGGGGGUGCAGGGGCAUAGACACCCCCUCUAAUCUGGAAUGCUGAUUCAAAAUGUUUUUUUUUAAUAUUAUUUUCUCUAUUGCACAUUCAGCGCCAACCUGCUUUACAUUUAAACAGGUAUUUGCCGCAGACGCUCUCGGCCUCUGCUACGCCACAGAUUCGUCUGUUCGACGGAAAAUGUCAGACCAGCAGAAAAAAAUGUUUUGAGUGUGAUGUAAACAUAUUUAUAAAAAAGAAAAAUUAGCGCCUAUAACUGCUGCAUUUUCUUUUGUCCACCGUAGACUGAAAGGCAUUAUUUGAAUAACUCUUACAAAAAAUUCUGCUAUUUAUUUUACUUUUUCUGUUUAAACAUUCAAUUUACCUUAACGUCAGCAUAAACUUGCAUUUCAUUGGUCGUUAUGAAAUACAAUAUUUUAUCUUUUUGUGAUGGUUUUUAUGGUGCUUAGAUCAUUUUAUACUAACCUUGCUCCCUUUUAUUAUUAUUAUUUAUUGUUAUUAUUAUUAUCAUUAGUAGUAGUAGUAUUCCUUACGAUUAAUAAUUAAGCUGUCCAUUUUGUCAUUAUUUUCACGACAUUUUAAUAAAAAAGAAGAAGAAGAAGAAGUUACACAUUUGUGUGUUUUUGUCCAGAGGACGAAAACAGAAAUUGAAAUACUACAACCUUGGAUUUUUUUUUCACUUAUUGCCCUGUUUAUUCUGAAACCUUCCCUUAAAAGAUAACAUGAAUUCACCCUAAAAUCAAAUGGUUCCAUCACAAUCCAGCAAACAUGCAUAUUUAAAAGAGAAACUAAUUAAUUAUAGGCGUUGGAAAACAGUGAUGGAUGACAGUUAACCCAAAGGAAUCACAUUACACAUCAUGUUUUUAUUGCCGCUGUCAUGAUUUUUAAAGGAUGGAGGGGCGAGCGAGAUGAUAAAUUCAAAAACAGAUCGGGGUUGCGGACCUUCAGCUCUCCCUGAUCUUUGACCUCGGACGAUGCUUGGAAAACAGAUGCUACGUGAAUAAAAUGGAGCUGGUUUUUACCUUGAAAUUUAUUUAUUAUGAUUUGGCGCUAAAAUAUAAACCGCCAAAAAUAUAAUAUGAUGCUUUCAAGUGAGCUGUAGAAUAAAUAAAAAUUUAAUAUAAUUCUAAUCUGCAUAAUAUGAUCAGAUAUAAAAUAAGUAUGAAAACAUAAAUAACAUAAUAUAAUGCCGAAGAUUGACUAUCGAACAUUAAGUACUUUUGAAUAAAUUAUGCAAAAUGCGAAGAACAGGAGUAAGCAGCAGCAGCAUCAAAACAGGUAAAUAUAAUAAAUGAAUUAUGGAGAUUAUUAAUAAGUGGAAUGCUUGUUAGGAAAGGAGUGCCUCUAAGUGGGAUGAAGGGGGGGUCUUUCCAACGCCAAAAUUUCAUUGCCUCCCCACGGGACCACAGUGUUUUUUGGUUUUGCAUUUUCAAUCAUUGGAAUUGUUAUUUUAUGCACCACAAUCACAUUGUAGAAAUGAAGGUAUCGUUGAAUGAUAUUGGUGAAGUAAUACAUAUUAAACAGGCAUAUAACACAUCUAUGAUCGCCAUGAGAUCAUGUUACUACUACUACUACUACGAUGACAACGCUUGGCUUGAAAUUAAAAAACUUGGUUGGUAUAUUUAAACAGUUUAUGUCACAGGAAGAGAACGCAUCUUGUCUGGCUAAAUGUUAAGACUUAAAAAUACGUGGAAUUACUAAACUUAAGUGGAAAAAUAUUUAUGUUCAAGGGUUUUGAUAGUUCAAGUAAUUAGUUUAAAAAAUGGUUUUGCACAGAUAGACAACUAGCUAUACAUGUAUUUGCUGUUGGUUAGACUUAAACUAGAUGGCAACCAUUAGUACUAAUAUAUGUAUUGUAUUUCUUGAAUUAUUUCCAUUGCAACUAUAUAAAACAAUAUGCCUGGUACUUUUUUUAACUUCAAUUUUUCGUAUAUGAAUCAGGCAGUCGUUUUUAAAUCAUGAUUUAAAUCCUCAACCUUCAAUGACAUGGAUAGCUGAGCUCCAUGAACAUAUUGUCUACAUAUAGUUAUUCCUCUGUUGACGCCAGCUGUGUCAUGCCAAAAUGAUGAAGCGAUCGGUCACUAACCAAGUUAUGCAAAGAGGGAGACUUAAGAUCUGCCUGUUUAUUUCAGUGCUUUCUGAGCAGUGAUAUCUCAGUUGGGUGAAACUGCCGGUCUGCUCUCACCUGGUCGUGAAGAGAGAGAAAAGAGAGAUUUGAGCUCACUGUUUGAGCAGGUUGUGUUUACUCGCCAACCAUCACCCUCUCUCUAUGGAUGCAUGUUAAAACGGUGAUGGACUCAAGAUUUGUUCCCUGACCAGUCGUCAUUUGCUUCUGUAUUGAUUGGGGGAGUGACCUCUUGCAUAGUCCAGAGACUCAGAAUAGAGCUUCUGCAUAUUAGAGAUUGUUAUGAAUCAUGUGAAAAUGGUUUGAGGGUUCAUCAAUAAUCUAUCAUGAGCGGAUGCCUCGGAGCUGAAAUGUGGAACAUAAGGGGUUCCAUAUGAAUUUGAAGUGUAAAUGUUUAGUGUAUAGUCAAUAGUGUUUUUUCUUGACUGACUGACUCAUGGAGCCCUGAGGUUCUCAUUGAAAACCAAGGGCAAGUCAGGAGGAGGCUUCAAAUGGAAGGUCGAACCCAUAUAGUUUGAUGCAAAGUGUCAGCUCAGAAAUGGACGGCAACAAAUGACUUUCAAAAAUGAAAAUGACUGCGCAUCUCCUUUUCAUUUUCAGCUUGAAAAAAAAGAGCAAUAAUAGUAAUUACGGCAACAAAAGUAAUUACCAAAACCUGUUUCGUUUCAACUUAAAAGCCCCACCAUUUCCUUUUGUGCGUCUCAGUUCUUCAUCAGUUGGCACUUUGAUCAAGAUUCAGCUGUGCUCUUCGUUUGGCCUUUUCUUUUUUUCGACUUGCUGUGUGUUUGAUGUGUUUGCGUGGUUUCAUUUUUGUUGCCUCCACUUCUGACAGAUGAAUUUCCACCCUGGGGAUCAAUAAAGUGUGUCGUCUCAUUUCAUCUGAUUUCGUCUCAUCACCUCAGAUGCGACCUCCUGCUGGAGAUUGUUAAUGAUGUCAAUCUAGCGGAGCUUGCCCACAGGUAGUCAAUAUUUAUAGAUAGCUAGACACACGUACCUAUUCAUGUAUGCUAAUUCAGAGAGACGCGAGCGGAUGGCGCAAAAGCACUGAUUCUUUUUCAUGUACUUAAAUAAUAUAGGAAUGUGAUUGGUGUUUUUGUGAAAAAGGGCCUUACACGACGCAUAUAUUUCAUAUACCAUUCAUCCUCUGUGCCAAAACUGAUAACAUUAUGACCACCUGCUAUUGAAAGGCCCCAUUUGUGCAGGCCAUUGUUUCCAGCGAGCAGUCACUGCCCCACUGGUAAUCUUGUCUAUAAUUGGUGACUAUUCCUUCUGUUUCCUUCUUUCCUUCUUUUAUAUAGGCACCAAUCACUGUGUAAAGCGAACACCACACAAAAGGUGCUGUUAUCAGAGCAACACACAAUAAAAGACAGGUGGCUAUAAUGUUAAUAGAUCCAUUGUACAUCUGGCAUUUUCACUGUUUUCAUAACUCUCAUUUCAUAUUUCAGUUUAAUUUAAAUUCUCUAGAAUAGGAUUGGUUCUGCAAUAAAAACACAAAUAGAUUGUUGUUUAUUUCCAUGAAACAAAAUAUAUAUUUUUUGAAUAAUGAUUUAUUCAUGUAUUUUUUAAAAAUCGAGAAAACAUCUUUAAUUUGUUAAAGCCAUUAUAACGCUAGGUUGAUCUAUUAAUAUAUGUAUUUUAAUGUAAAGUGGGGAAAACGUGAGACGAGACAAAAAGAAAGGGUGGGAAGAACGCGCCAGUGUUUUAAGGUAAAACUGAGCAACAGCGUCCCUUACUGGUCAGGGGAAGAAGUGAUCAAUGAGCCUCUCGGCUACCGUACAAGCGGAAAUAUGUCACGCAGUGUGUUGUGAUACAGUUUAUCUGAACUUCACAAGCAAAUAUCUAUUCUGUUCUUCAUUUACAGAUCUGCGUUAACAUGGACGAUGAAUGGGAAGAGGAAGAACAGCUAGUUGUGGUGGAGCUCUCUGGUAUAAUAAACAACGACUUUCUGGCCAAGGGUCCGGGAACAUGCAAGAUUUUGGACAUUGACAGUGAAACGCCGAUGAUGCAAAUAGGAGAGUACGUGUUUGCUGGAGAAUAUGAAGAUGCUUUGGGAACUUGCGUGCUGUUUGAAGAGGAUUCAUCUCAUGGGAAGAAUGCCCCAAAGCUCAAGUAUAUGUGUAAAACUGCAAAGAAACUCUUGAUGCAGCGAAUCUUCCUGACAGAGAAAAAGGAAUGUGAAUCCAACUCAGGGAGCGGUGAUGUUGCCAGGACAAGUCAUGAAGAUGCAAUGGAAGGAGAGAUGGACACUAGUCAUUUGAAAUCAUAGACAUCAUGCUUCAACUGUGACACCAUUUGUACGAAAUAUUUUAGUAAACAUUUUUCAGCACGUUUUUAUUACAGUUUGAUGUUGUUGUUUUUUACUAUAAUGUUGUUAAUAUAAUAAAAUACCUUUGAAUGUCAACAUAACUGCCUAUAAAAUAUGUAUGCGCUGGUUCCUCUGCACACAACAUGUUAAAUUAUAUAAUAAGUUGAGGAUCACUGGUAAGAUACUGUUCUCAGUUUUCAAGUUUUUUUAGUAAACGCAUCAGUUUUCCCUCACAUGAAGCCGAUUUCAGACUUAAGCUAGCUGAUCAGCAUCCCGCUUUAUACUCUGAUGCAAACUUAAGCAGCGGGAAAUACCUUCAAAAGUGUGUGAUGGAAGUAACAAAGUAAA
Synchiropus splendidus (mandarinfish) is the source of this 7261-nucleotide messenger RNA. It is a transcript of the gene gtf3c6, whose product is annotated as general transcription factor IIIC, polypeptide 6, alpha. Gene Ontology annotation, cellular component: transcription factor TFIIIC complex. The record is from RefSeq and is a predicted model, not a curated record. The transcript is spliced from 6 exons. NCBI's taxonomy places the organism in Eukaryota, Metazoa, Chordata, Actinopteri, Syngnathiformes, Callionymidae. Gene Ontology annotation, biological process: transcription by RNA polymerase III. Bases 6482 to 6874 code for a protein of 130 amino acids.